Molecule: messenger RNA, 1647 nt
Organism: Sorex fumeus (smoky shrew)
Lineage: Eukaryota; Metazoa; Chordata; Mammalia; Eulipotyphla; Soricidae
Product: ultra-long-chain fatty acid omega-hydroxylase
Exons: 13
Coding region: 17-1612 (531 amino acids)
Biological process (GO): ceramide biosynthetic process
Cellular component (GO): endoplasmic reticulum membrane
Molecular function (GO): monooxygenase activity; oxidoreductase activity, acting on paired donors, with incorporation or reduction of molecular oxygen; heme binding
Source: RefSeq, a predicted model, not a curated record
CGCACCGACUCCGGGGAUGCUGCCUAUCACUGAAGAGCUGCUGCGGGCCCUGGGCCUGGAGAAGACGGCCUUCCGUCUGGGCGCCGUGUCUGCGCUGCUCCUCGGCCUGCUCUUCCUGCUCUUCCGCCAGCUGCUGCGCCUCCUGCAGCGUGGCCUCGGCUUCUACCGCACCUGUCGCCAGCUGCGCUGCUUCCCCCAGCCCCCCCGGAGGAACUGGCUGCUGGGGCACCUGGGCAUGUAUCUCCCUAAUGAAUCGGGCCUUCAGGAUGAGAAGAAGGUGCUGGACAACAUGCAUCAUGUGAUUCUCGUGUGGAUGGGGCCUGUCCUGCCGCUGCUGGUUCUGGUCCAUCCUGACUACAUCAAGCCAGUGCUGGGGGCCUCAGCGGCCAUUGCCCCCAAGGACGACCUCUUCUACGGGUUCCUGAAGCCUUGGCUGGGGGACGGGCUGCUGUUGAGUAAGGGGGACAAGUGGAGCCGGCACCGCCGCAUGCUGACGCCUGCCUUCCACUUUGACAUCCUGAAGCCCUACAUGAAGAUCUUCAACCAGUGCAGCGACACCAUGCACGCCAAGUGGCGGCGCCUGGUGGGGGGCUCAGUGGCCUCCCUGGACAUGUUCGAGCACGUGAGCCUCAUGACCCUGGACAGUCUACAGAAAUGCGUCUUCAGCUACAACAGCGACUGCCAGGAGAAGCAGAGCGACUACAUCUCGGCCAUCAUCGAGCUGAGCUCCUUGGCCGUGCGGAGGCAGUACCGCAUCCAUCAGUACCUGGACUUCAUCUACUACCGCACGGCCGACGGGCGCCGCUUCCGUGAGGCCUGCGACACAGUGCACCACUUCACCACCGAGGUCAUCCAGGAGCGGCGCCGUGCGCUGAACGUCCAGGGCGCCGAGGCCUGGCUGCAGGCCAAGCAGGGCAAGACCCUGGACUUCAUUGAUGUACUGCUGCUGGCCAGGGAUGAGGACGGGAAGGAGCUGUCCGACGAGGACAUCAGGGCGGAGGCCGACACCUUCAUGUUCGAGGGUCAUGACACCACGUCCAGUGGCCUCUCGUGGGUGCUGUUCAACUUGGCCAAGCACCCAGAGUACCAAGAGAAGUGCCGGGAGGAGAUCCAGGACAUCAUGAAGGACCGGGAGCAGGAGGAGCUGGAAUGGGAUGACCUGACGCGGCUGCCCUUCACCACCAUGUGCAUAAAGGAGAGCCUGCGCCAGUUCCCACCUGUCACGCUGGUCUCGCGCCGCUGCACCCAGGACAUCCGGCUCCCUGAUGGCCGCAUCAUCCCCAAAGGCAUCAUCUGCCUGGUCAGCAUCUAUGGGACCCACCACAAUCCGAAAGUGUGGCCCGAUUCCAAGGUGUUCAACCCGUACCGCUUCGACCCAGACACCCCGCAGCAGCGCUCUCCGCUGGCCUACGUGCCCUUCUCGGCAGGGCCCAGGAACUGCAUUGGACAGAGCUUCGCCCUGGCUGAGAUGCGCGUCGCUGUAGCGCUGACCCUGCUGCGCUUCCGCCUGAGCGUGGACCGCACGCGGAAGGUGCGACGGAAGCCUGAGCUGAUCCUGCGCACGGAGGAUGGCAUUUGGCUCAACGUGGAGCCGUUGCCCGCGCGGGUCUGAGAGCUCAGCGGCUGCACCUGUGGAACGGGGGCAGG